Molecule: messenger RNA, 444 nt
Organism: Prunus dulcis (almond)
Lineage: Eukaryota; Viridiplantae; Streptophyta; Magnoliopsida; Rosales; Rosaceae
Exons: 2
Coding region: 1-444 (147 amino acids)
Molecular function (GO): nucleic acid binding; RNA-DNA hybrid ribonuclease activity
Source: RefSeq, a predicted model, not a curated record
AUGAGGGAUGUGGAUGGAGAUCUGAAUUUGGUAAAGAGAAAUAUGAGUUUGGAGAAAUAUGAGGAAUUUAAGGAAUAUGAUUUUAGGGGGGUGUACGAUGCGGCCCUGCCCGACGCAUUACGGGCGGGGCUGUGUGCGGGAAUGGACCAGGGCUGGCAACGGGUGGUGCUGGAGUCUGACUCCAAGCUCAUGAUUGAUAUGCUGAAAGGGGGUGGUUGUUCUGACUCCCGGGUUGAAGGUAUUGUGCAUGACAUUAGAAUCCUGAUGCGGCAGUUGCGGACUGUGGUCUUGUCUUUUGUUCCUAGAAUAACUAAUAAUGUGGCGCAUGUAAUUGCUGCCUUUGCGUCCAAAACCCAGGGUCCGAGUAGGUGGGAGGGAUCUCCCCCCUUAUGGUUAAGUAAUUCGUUGGCAAUGGAUGUAACCUCUUCUUUUACUGUUGAUUGA